UUAGUGUCAGCUUGUUAAAGAAACCCAAACGUGUGAAAUUUAUACGAUGCAAAUCUGCACCUAUUCAUAGCACCUGUUGAUUUAUAGCAGCCCUAUAAAGAGGAACAAUCCGAGCAACAUGGGUUCACCACUUCACCAUUGAUACUCAUGAGCUAUCUAAUCUUCACUUUGCGAUGCAGUCCCGAUAAACAAAAUAUCCUUUGAUUCCUUUCCAUAUAUUAUUAUUAUUAUUAUUAUUAUUAUUUUUUUUUGGAUAAGCCAGUAUAUUCAAUAUCUUUCUCUCUCACAACCUCAGACGCAUAUUUUGGAAUGGAUUCCAGCAUCAACCAAACAACUCACGAAUUCCCACCCUACUUCAAAGUACACAGAGAUGGCCGCAUAGAGAGGUACGGGGUCCCUGACUAUUUUUCUACUGGUCUAGACCCCAAAACCCAGGUGCAAUCCAAGGACGUCGUCGUGUUAUCCGAAUCCGGCGUUUCGGCCCGGCUCUUCCUCCCAAAAGUGAACGGCCCAGAUCCCAAGUUGCCACUCGUCGUUCACUACCACGGUGGAGGCUUCUGCAUCGGAUCGCCUUUCGUCGAGACAUUCCAUAAUUUUCUUCUAUCUCUCGCCUCAGCGGCACAUGCUGUUGUUAUCUCCGUCGACUACAGGCUUGCCCCGGAGCACCCUCUACCAACUGCGCAUGAGGACGCGUGGGCCGCACUGCAGUGGAUCGCUACCCACUCGAAGGGGCAAGGACCCGACCCGUGGCUGAACGAGUAUGCGGAUUUCGGGCGGGUUUUCUUGGCGGGCGAGAGCGCUGGGGCCAACAUAGCCCACUACGUGGCUGUUCAGGCUGGCGCGACCGGGUUGGAUGGCCCGAACAUUAUUGGGUUACUCAUGGUGCACCCAUUUUUCGGUGGUAAAGAGCCUAGUAAAAUGUACGGUUUUAUGUGUCCAACGAGCGCCGGGUUCCAUGACCCGAUAAUGUACCCGGCAGUGGAUCCGAAAUUGCCGAGUAUGGCGGGUACGAAGGUCCUGGUUUGCCUGGCAGAGAAAGAUUCGUUGCGAGAUAGGGGGUUGGAUUAUUGUGAGACAUUGAGUAAGAGUGGGUGGGGCGGGACCGUGUCAUUAUAUGAAACGGAAGGAGAGGGGCAUGGCUUUUUUCUGUUGAAUCCGAGUAGUGACAAGGUGGAGCCCCUGAUCAAGGCCAUGGUUGAUUUCAUAAAAUUGGGCUGAGAGUUAUUAAUUAUAUCCGGGCAGGUGAGAAUGUGACAUCCCUUACGCACCUACCUUUUUAUAUGCGGAGUGGGGCUCAUUUGAGGUGGGUCCCACUCUAAGUAAUAAGGAGAGUGUGUAAUGAAUGUGUAUUGAGUAAGUGUGUAUUGGAUGUUUUAUUUUAUCUUUUUCCUUAUAUCUUUUCUCUUUGUAUUGGGUGUUUUUUUUUAUAUGAUGCAAGAAGUUAAAUUAUGUAUGAGAUAAAUAAAUAUAUAAAUAAAUAAUGUCUUUGUA
This is a messenger RNA of Alnus glutinosa, 1491 nucleotides long. RefSeq names its product probable carboxylesterase 3. Gene Ontology annotation, molecular function: hydrolase activity. Bases 310 to 1218 code for a protein of 302 amino acids. The record is from RefSeq and is a predicted model, not a curated record. NCBI's taxonomy places the organism in Eukaryota, Viridiplantae, Streptophyta, Magnoliopsida, Fagales, Betulaceae. The transcript has a single exon.